Rosa rugosa (rugosa rose) is the source of this 4379-nucleotide messenger RNA. RefSeq names its product disease resistance-like protein DSC1. Lineage: Eukaryota; Viridiplantae; Streptophyta; Magnoliopsida; Rosales; Rosaceae. The record is from RefSeq and is a predicted model, not a curated record. Gene Ontology annotation, molecular function: ADP binding. Bases 500 to 4099 code for a protein of 1199 amino acids. Gene Ontology annotation, biological process: signal transduction; defense response. The transcript is spliced from 6 exons.
UGAUUAAACUAGUCGAUAUGAUGGUGCAGGCCGGGCAUCUUCCUCGAUGUUUCAUUACCUUUUUCUUACUUACUAUAAAAUAUUGCUGAUAGAUCAAGGAUGCUUUGACAAAGUGCUUGGAACUCUACUUGAUUAAUUUCUUCUCUUUUCUCUCUGCUAUCAAGAAAAUCUUGGCCACAUUUAUGUUCUUACCAAGAAUCUCUGCUAGCAAGAAAUCUAGUCCCAUUCUUUUCUUAUCAAACUGGAUGUUCAAAAAUCUUGGCAAAUACAACCAUGCAUAAAGCUGAACCUGAAAAUUUAUAAGAUCAGCAGUUCAGCACAACAUCUCUGUAUUCUUUCUUAUCCCACACUGCUUGGCCUGCUUUAAUUAGUUUCACAUAGCUAAACAUCACGAUUGUGGAGUACUUUUUGCUCCAAGGACUAGAUCGUGGACACAUUAUAUAGCAGAGGAAGGAAGUUUUUGCAAGUUUUGACCCGUGGAUUAGUUUUUGCAUGUUCAAUGGCUUCUUCUUCUUCUCCUGCGCAUGCCUUCAAGUAUGAUGUCUUUCUUAGUUUCAGAGGUGAGGACACCCGUAACACUUUUACCAGUCAUCUUUAUGCGGCUUUAGAUGGGAAGAAAAUCAAAACCUACAUAGAUAAUUAUGACCUUGUGAGAGGAGAGGAAAUUGCACCUGCCCUUCUUGAAGCAAUAGAGGAAUCAAAGCUUUCGGUUGUCAUUUUGUCACAAGACUAUGCUUCUUCUACAUGGUGCUUGGACGAACUUGUGCAGAUUUUGGAAUGCAAGGAAAGACAUGGGCAGAUUGUUAUACCCAUUUUUUACAGAAUAGAUCCUUCACAUGUACGCCACCAGAGGGAGAGUUAUGCAGCUGCAUUUGUUCAACAUGAAGAACGUUUCAAGGACAAGGUGCUCAAGUGGAGGGAUGCUUUGACAAAAGCAUCCAAACUAGCUGGGUUUGAUUCACGCAAUAUCAGCCUUGAAUCCGAAUUAGUGGAGUCAGUUGUCAAAGAUAUUGUGACGAAGUUGAGCCGCGCAUGCUCAAGCGAUUUAAAGGGUCUGGUUGGAAUUGAAAGUCGCAUCCAGCAACUCGAGUCAUUGUUAUGCAUUGAUGUAGAAGAUGUUCGUGUUCGCACUGUUGGUAUUUGGGGCAUGGGUGGUAUAGGCAAGACCACCCUUGCUGAUGCUGUAUUCAACCGACUCUCAUCUCAAUUUGAAGCUUCAUGUUUUCUGUCAAAUGUUAGGGAAAAAUCAGAAAAACAUGGACCAUACAAUUUGCGAAAUGAACUUCUUUGCAAUUUAUUGAAGGAUGAAAGUCCAAGGAUUUGCACUCCAUCAAUAGCAUCAACUUUUAUCAAAGAGAGGCUCUCUCGUGCAAAGGUUCUCGUUGUUCUUGAUGAUGUAAAUGAUGUAACCCAAUUAGAAGUCUUGGUUGGUGAUCAGGUUCAAUUUGGACCAGGAAGUAGAAUCAUAAUAACAACUAGAGAUAUGCAUCAACUUAGAGAGAUGCAACUACUGCAGAAAGGAUCAGACCAUGAUGUUAAAAUAUACGAGGCACAGGAACUAGAUCAUGACGACGCACUUCAGCUCUUCUACUUGAAUGAUUCCGAAGAAAUCAGCUGCAAAGCUGAUCAUUCUGAAUUAGUAAGAAUGGUGGUACAUUAUGCUGCGGGAAUCCCCUUGGCCCUUAAAAUUUGGGGUUCCUUAUUUCGUCGAUGCAAGAGCGCACAAGAACGGGCAACUUUCUUGGAAAAAUUGAAAAAGUUCCCUGAAAAGAAACUUCAAAAUGUAUAUAGGAUAAGUUAUGAUGCAUUAGGAGAAAAUGAGAGGGAGAUAUUUCUUUACAUCGCCUGUUUUCACAAAGGACAUGAAAUAUGCAGUGCAAUAGAACAAUUAAAUGCAUGUGGUUUAUUUGCGGAUAGUGGAAUCGAAGUUCUCGUUGAUAUGUCUCUGAUAUCAAUCGAAGAUGAUAGGCGGACCCGCGUAGAAGAAAAAACUCGUUACCUGUGGAUGCAUGAUGUGAUACAAGAAAUGGGAUGGGCAAUUCAGUAUGAACAAGAUCCUGCGAAGCCUGGAAAGCGCCGUAGGCUGUGUACCGCGGAGGACAUCUGUCAUGUGUUGAAAAAGAGUAAGGGAACAGAAAAAGUUCAAAGCAUAUCCCUAAACCUCUCUCAGAUUACAGAGCUUCACUUGACUCCUCAGGCCUUCAAAAAGAUGUGCAAUCUAAAAUUUCUAAAGUUCUAUGGUGAAGAUCGCAGGGGAUACUACUACCAUCGUUGGAAGGACUUCAAUGUGCACUUUAAUCUUCAAGAUCUUGAAUAUCUUCCCGAUUCCCUUUUACAUCUCAGCUGGCCUGCAUACACUUUGAAAUAUUUUCCAUCAACAUUUUCUGCAGAGAAUCUUACUGUGCUUUCUAUGCCUGGUAGCCGACUCCAGAGACUUUGGGAUGAAGGCCAGAAGCCUAGGUACUUAAAACACAUCGAUCUCAGUCACUCCCAGCAGCUGGUUGAAGUUCCAGAUCUCUCUAUGAGCGUAAACAUUGAGAGGAUAAACCUUGAAGGCUGUGAAGGGCUGGUUGAACUUCCUUCCUAUUUUGAAAAUCUUCACAAGCUUACUUCGUUGAAUGUGAGCUGGUGCCGGAAUCUUAGUGUUCUCUCAGAUAUGCCAUGCAAUGUGGUUUCGUUGAUGUUAGCUGGGACUGCAAUAGAAGACCUGCCUUCAUCAAUUUGGUCUCAAGAAAAACUUGUUGAAUUGAAUCUUCAUUGCUGCUGUUGGAUUAAGAAACUUCCAAACAGCAUUUGGAAGUUGUAUUUCCUCACAUCUCUUGACUUGUCUUGUACAAGUAUAGAAGGAUUGCCCCCGUCAAUCGAGUGUCUCCCUGGGUUAAAAAUUCUUGAUCUGCAAAAUUGCAAAAGGUUUGUCAGUCUCCCAACCAGCAUUUGUAAGUUGAAAUCUCUCGAGGACUUGCUUCUUAAUGGAUGCUCUAGCUUCGAAAACUUCCCUGAGAUCUUGGAGCCUAUGGAACGUCUGAAGUCUCUUUGGUUAGGAGGAACGAAAUUCAAAGAGCUACCCUGUUUGAUUGAAAACGUAUUUGUGCGGAAGGAAUUAGUGUUACCUGGGUGUAGAAGCCUUGAGUCUGUCCCAAACAGCAUCUUACCUCCGUCGUCGGUCAUUUUAUGGUCUUCGAUGAGUAGUCUGUACCUCGGUUACUGCACAAUGUUAGAAGAGAUCCCUGAUUGCAUCUUUAGCCUAAACAGGUUAUCUGAAUUAAAUUUGAGUGGAACCAUGAUUAGGAGCAUACCUUCAACCAUCAAUCAAGCAUCUCGGCUGAGGUCAUUAUGUCUCCAGGAUUGCAAGCGCCUUGAAUCUUUACCCAAGCUCCCAUAUUUUCUACAAUUGAUAAAUGCAAGUGGCUGCAAGAGAUUGAAGACAGUGCCUGGGUUCACGACUGCACUCACAGAAGGCUCGCAUCAAAUAAGUUCUUCCGUUUUUCAUGAAUUUUAUGAUUGCGUAAGUUUGGAUGAGAAUGCGAGGAGGAACAUAAUGGAUGAUGCACAUCUUAGAAAUAUGGCAACAGCUUAUUAUCCAAGAUUUAGGUACGAAGCUAAAUGUCCGGGAAAUGAAAUUCCAAAAUGGGUGAGCAAUCAAAUGGAGGGAUGUUCGAUAGAUAUCACGCUUCCUCCACAUUGGUCUGAAGAUGCAAACUUUUUGGGUUUAGCUUUCUGUCUUGUUGUUGACUUCCAUAGAGAAACCAAUGCGACAUGUGCGGCUGAAUCCAUUCUCAAAACCGAAAAUGGUGAAAGCCGUACCUUUAAGUUUAGCAAUUAUAUGAACUAUUGUCCCCCUAAUGAUGCCGACAACCCAGAUCACCUGGUGGUGGUGUGGUACGAUUCCCUUCAGAAGGUAAGGUCCACUCCUUAUACCAAUGCCACUCAAGCCUCUUUUCAUUUCCAUGAACGGACUGAGAUGAAUCAUCAUGUAGAGAAGUUCAAGUAUAGGGUGAAAAGGUGUGGGGUGGGGUUUGUGUAUGCUCAAGGCCAAGACCGAAAUGCUGUGAAGUGGCAAGUCAUGGAUGAUCAAUAUGUUGAAGCUUCCCCCAAGUGAGAACUCAGUUACCUCUCUUGAAACCAUGUUUCGAAAACUGUCAUUAAAUUAGAGCAUCAUUAGUCUAGUUCUUUUGUUGUGGCUGGCCUGAUGACCAGAUUUCAUAAAACUAUUCUCUUAUAUGUGUAUCAUGUCAUAAGGUGUUCCUUGGUUUGCUACAAUGGCAUAUACAAGUUCAAGUCUAAAUUCUACUAUACACACAUGUAUGUCAUGCACACAGAUAUCUGUAAUCAGUAAUGAGAGAGUAUUUAUAACUCAGCAGAGUCAGAUUUUAUAUGCA